This is a messenger RNA of Dermacentor silvarum, 1701 nucleotides long. RefSeq names its product zinc finger protein. The transcript is spliced from 3 exons. Gene Ontology annotation, molecular function: RNA polymerase II cis-regulatory region sequence-specific DNA binding; DNA-binding transcription factor activity. The coding region runs from base 966 to 1580 and encodes 204 amino acids. Lineage: Eukaryota; Metazoa; Arthropoda; Arachnida; Ixodida; Ixodidae. The record is from RefSeq and is a predicted model, not a curated record. Gene Ontology annotation, biological process: regulation of transcription by RNA polymerase II.
AUUCCAGUGACUGUACCGCAGAGGCCAAGGGCGAUGCCACGUCUGUGGAUGCUGCACCAAGUGCACUACCAGACAAAGGUGCUGUAGCAAGUGAAGCCAGCCAACAGCCAAGUGGUGUUAACAGCACAAUACAUUCUUGCCCACAUUGCCCCUAUGUUGCGUGGAGUUCACACUUGACAACAGACUUGCGGAUCCAUACUGGAUAGAAGCCAUUCAAUGCGACGUCUGUUCAAGCUGCUUUACCAUGAAGCCAAACCUGUUGAGGCCCAUGGAGUCUCAAGUGAACGAGAAGCCGCUUGAGUGCCCCACCUGCAACUGACCAGUCGAUGGCAAACGGGACCGUCACAGUCACUCCUCCAUGUACCUGGAUAUUCAACCUCACCUGUGUCUCAUAUGCUUCGGUCCUUGAGACCGAAGAGCAGUCUAGAGGCUCGCGUGCUUGAUGUGCUCCAACUUAAAGGGGUACUGAUACUAUAUUUCCGAGUCUUCUUUCCUUGCUAUGAAGGUACGGAACCUCUAAUCACAAGAAAAGAUACUGUCAGGCCUCACGACGCCCUAAAUAAUGUAAUGUAAUAGCUUGUCUGCAGCCAGUAUUGGUUUCAUUUCUGCUGUGUUGUGACGUCAUGAUGCAGUAUGUGGUCAUGUGAUACAAGACAUUUUAAUGUUUUGACACUCGCUUUGGCUCGCUCAGUCAUCCGCCAUGCUGCUACACCGCCUUCCAGAUCGGCAUAGGUCGUAAAAUACAUGUUUGAAAUGGUUCUUUUCCGGAGUACAAAAAAAGUUGGUCAUCCCAUUAUCACUGUCACUUUCAUACUAUCAUCGCCUCUGCUGUCAUGAACUUGCUGUUGUCAUCACACACAUGCUGGUGUCACAUGCACAAUUGCUGGCUUUGCACGAACACUUUGGUCCACAAGGCAACGCUCUGCAGAACCACAAACCAUAUUGGUUAGCCAGGCGCCUUCAAAAUGCUUCAGUGCAAUGGCCUCUCAGCAAUUUCUGGUUACCUCUAUUCUGCGACACCUGGCUCCAUACUAAGACUGCCCGUCAUUGUCUCCAGCCGAUCAUUAUCCCUGGAAAUCGUCGAUGAUGUGCUCGGUAGCCCUUUCUCAGCUCCAGCAUCAAGCUUGCCAAAUGAAACAGAGCCAGCAAACAUGGCUGAAGUAGUAUCUGGGGAAACUCCGAUCGAGACCGUCGAUGUCCUUUCAGGGGAGGUUGCCGGCGCUGAAUUGGUGGGCCGGAGGACUGCCAGCUGCCAGUACUGUCCUUACGUGGCCAAGUACAGGAGCAAGCUGGCAUUCCACCAGCGGACACACUCGAAUGAGCGGCCUUUUCUGUGCGAGGUGUGUGGGCGGGGGUUCAAGCGCAAGGAGCACGUCGAGUACCACCGGCGCAUCCACACGGGCGAGAAGCGGUACAAGUGCAGCGUCUGCUCGUACGCCUGCGUACAGAAACAGUCCCUGAAAUCCCACAUGCGUCUCCACACGGGCGAGAAGCCGUUUCAGUGCGCCCACUGCUCAAAGGCCUUCACCUACAGAAAGCAGCUCCAUCGCCAUACAAUACAGCACAAAGACCUCGCAUAAUCUCGAGGCUUGUGACGCUCCUGCCCAACUGAACUUUCUCAAAGCACCGCAUGUGUAAUGUGGGACUUGUGAGUUCGGCUCCCACCUGACAGAAAAUCCUUUUCAAUAAAAAAUAAGUCAA